GGUCACCAUGACAACCACAGCAAGCGCAGGGCAUCGCGAACACUUACUGAUGGUUUACUCUCUUCAAACCAACUUGAUUGAAAAGCUCGUACGAUUAUUUUGUUCGAGUUGUGAGUCUGAGGGGUUUCCUACAACAAAAUGGACUCUUCUGUGAUUCUACCCGUUGAAGCAGAGGGGUUUAUUCAGAGUUUGGAAACUUUCCCUCUCAAGGAAGUCGGCUCUGAGAGGUGGUUCAGACAGCACACGCACAUCGAGAAACUUAACAUGCAGGCCAUACUGAAUGCUUCUGCCAUGCACGAUGAGUUUGUCAAGGACCUCCUGGUGUUGUAUGGGAAGAUACCUAUUCUGGUGCAUGAAAUGAUCCUUGUCGAAGUGUGAAAGCACAAAGUAUUCCCCAUUUUGUGUCAGCUGGAGGACUUCAACCCCAAGAACACGUUUCAUCUCUACAUGGUGAUCCACCAUGAAGCCACGAUCAUAAACCUGCUUGAAACGAUAAUGUAUCACAAGGAUUCGUGUGAGGCAGCUGAUGACUCCGUUCUGGACUUGGUGGAUUACUGCCACCGCAAACUCGCCCUGCUGGUCGGCAAAGCAGCUCCCGACCAACAGGAGCCGGAAGGGAAGGCGGACGCAUCCCUGACCGACUCCAUGAAAGAUGUACAGGUGCAGAGCGCCGCAGAGGAAUUUGAAAUCGCCCUGAAGGCCGUCUCUGUGCUGCGCUUCAUCACCGAUCACACCGAGAGCGUUAGUGUCAUCAACCGCAUGCUGUGCACCCAUAACAUGCCUUGCGUGCUGGUUCAGUUGAUUGGCCGCUGUCCUUGGAGUCGCUGUAAAGACGGUGAGGUGGAAAAGUACGUGAAUGGCAGAUGGCAGAGGAUUCCUGUCGAGGACCAUUUAAAGAUGACAAAACUCGACGGUCAGGUCUGGAUUUCCCUUUACAAUCUGCUGCUGAAGGAAGACUGCCAAAGGAAAUAUGACUUCAACAAUUUCAACAAGAACCAGCUUCUGAAGCUUCGAGGUUUCAUGACCGAGGUGUUGAUUGAUCAGCUGCCGAACCUGGCGGAGCUGCAGGUUUUCCUGGCUCAUCUCACCGUUACAGACCCCGCCCCUCCAAAGAAAGAACUCAUUUUGGAACAGAUCCCGGAAAUACGGGACCACAUUGUGAGACAGAAUUCCGGGAAGUGGAAGGCGAUCGCAAAGUACCAAGUCAAAGAAACCUUCAGCCCAUCCGAAAGUGACCUGAAGCUGCAGGCGGAGAGGUUGAACCAGCUGUACAAUUUGGACGUGAUGGAGAGUUUACUCCCUGAGAAGCCAAAGUGUGGAUCUUGUGGGAAAGAAGCAGCAAAGCGAUGCUCUCGGUGCCAGGGAGAAUGGUACUGUGACAGAGAAUGUCAGGUGAAGCACUGGUCUAAACACAAGAGCGCCUGUCAGAUGAUGGUCGAGGUCUCAGAGAAGAUCCAGAAGGACCUGCACGUCAACAGUUAACCAGGACAGGCUGGUGAUGCACACGAAAGGACUGGUGCUGGAUAGGAGACACGGACGUGAUAUGUGCACAAUCCAAACAAGCAUUCCUAUACAUUUGGAUUUUUUUUUUUCUUCUCUUAAUGAGGUCAAGUUUCUGCCCAGUAAGAGAUCGUUGACGUGCCUUUUUUGUCUUAAAUACUGUUAUUGUGUUGAUCACUUUAUUGACGGUGAAUUUCAACUUUGUUUGUUUGUUACUCGACACAGUGGAGCAGAAUGUCUCUUCCUUACACACCAGCAACAAAUAAAACCCUCGACGUUGUCUUCUCACAACAGAUAGAGUGACAUAUUAAUAGUUUCACCUUGUAUAAGUGAAUUAGUAGCUCCUCUUCAUAGAGCAUCCUUUUGUACGUUCCGUCUUAUAAACUCCUGCUUGUUUGGAUCGCUCUUCUUUCUUUACUCUUUAUCUUUUAUUCUUUAUUCUAUAUUCGGCUGAAUAAAUACUCUGUCCAGCAGGCCA
Gasterosteus aculeatus aculeatus (three-spined stickleback) is the source of this 1978-nucleotide messenger RNA. RefSeq names its product zinc finger, MYND-type containing 10 (gene zmynd10). Gene Ontology annotation, cellular component: cytoplasm; centriolar satellite. The record is from RefSeq and is a predicted model, not a curated record. Lineage: Eukaryota; Metazoa; Chordata; Actinopteri; Perciformes; Gasterosteidae. Gene Ontology annotation, biological process: outer dynein arm assembly; inner dynein arm assembly; motile cilium assembly.